AGAAUUCUUCUCUUGGUUAUUCAACGACCAGGUGAGCAUCAUGAGUGGAACAAACUGAUGUCCUUAUUGCUGGACAUGCACCCAAAAAGAAAUAAAUGACAUGCUCUACAUCUAUUUCCUCAUCCUUAUGCAAAAUAAGUUUUGCAUUAACUGGAUUUCAUCAGUUAAAAUGAUAACGUUAAGAAUUUAUGGGUGACCAAGUUACCGCUGGCCAUAAAUACUAUUGUUUCUGUUGCUUUAAUGUUCAUAAAUAAUUGGCGACGACACAUUCAGUACAGAGUAGAAGUGCCUGUUUUAUGGCACGCUCAGUCAACGCUGUUCUCUUCCUGGAACCAAGAGCAAUGUGUGCCAAAACUCUUGCUUAAGUUGAUCUCAGCAGGUAUAUAAACCCUGCGACUGAAAGAGGGGCACGACGCAGAGCGGCCGGAAUUUCACCUUCAUUUACUAUUGAUUCAUUCUCUUGGAAUCAGGUCAAUAAGAGACCGUGAGCCUCUCUGCUAACCCUGGUCUGAACACCAAGAGAGACACAUGUUGAACCUGUGGAUCCUGGCAUGUCUCCUACUGCUACCAGCCGUAGCCGCUGGUAACUCAGGUGUGACAGUGACCAGCUGUGAGGCCUGCCAUAAGGACGCCACCUGCCAUACGUCUCCUGUCGUCUCAGACAACGCCGUGUCAGCUGUGUCCGUCACCCACACCUGUAGCUGUGUCCAAGGCUUUGUGGGCAAUGGCCUGUCCUGUUAUAACCGCUCGUCCUGUUCUGGGGACAGUCUCUGCUGUGGGCCCGGCUACCGUUGGUCCGCAGAGCAGGGCUGCGUGGAUGCGGACGAGUGUUCAGUCCCCGAUGGGGUCUGUCCACAGGGCACCGUGUGUGAGAACACGCCAGGGUCCUACCGCUGCCUGCAAUCUCAGCCUAGCAACGGAACGAGAGCUGAAGCUCGAUCACAAGCGGUCUUCUGUGAAGGUGUUUUGUGUCAGUUGGGGGAGGACUGCAUCAGUAUUGACGGAGGUCCCUCCCGCUGUCUGGAUCCGUGUCUGCACUACACGGCGCUCGACGACGCCUGGCGCUCCACCGACUUCGACGCUGUUUCCGGGCCCCGGAUGUGCGAUUCUCAAAGAAACUGGCACGGCUGGUACCGCCUCUUCCUGAACAACGCCAGUGUGCAGAUGCCCGAGAGGUGUGUUGAGAAAUACAAGUGCGGGACCGACGCCCCAGUGUGGCUGACCGCACCCCACCCAACUACAGGAGAUGGUGUAGUCGAGUACGGUGUCUGCGGGAGCUGGACACAAGGCUGCUGUCACUUUGCACUCAGUCCCAUCCUCGUGAAGGCCUGUCUGGGAAACUAUUAUGUCUACAAAUUUGUCAGCACAGCUGCCUGUAAUCUUGCCUACUGUGCAGAUAUCAACACCACUGUGUGCGGGACCUGCAGAGAAGGUGAAAGAUGUGUUAGUGAGGACAAGAUACGCUGGAGGUGUGAGAUGGCAGCCAGUGCACCGAUAAGGCUGGUCAACAGCAACACCUCCUGCUCUGGAAGAGUGGAGGUCUAUCACGAUGGCCAGUGGGGCACUGUGUGCGAUGACUUAUGGGACAUGAAUGAUGCUCAGGUGGUGUGCAGUCAGCUGGGCUGUGGGAAGGCUUUAUCAGCCCCAUAUGCUGCCUACUUCGGACAGGGGACUGGACCCAUCUGGAUGGAUGAUGUUGGCUGUUCAGGCAACGAGUCCUCUCUCGCUCAGUGUCCACACCGUGGGUUUGGGGUUCACAACUGUGGUCACCAUGAAGAUGCUGGCGUUGUCUGUUCAGGGCAGCUCCAGGUCAGACUGACUAAUGGACAGGACAGCUGCUCUGGAAGAGUAGAGGUCUAUCACGAUGGCCAGUGGGGCACUGUGUGCGAUGACUUAUGGGACAUGAAUGAUGCUCAGGUGGUGUGCAGUCAGCUGGGCUGUGGGAAGGCUUUAUCAGCCCCAUAUGCUGCCUACUUCGGACAGGGGACUGGACCCAUCUGGAUGGAUGAUGUUGGCUGUUCAGGCAACGAGUCCUCUCUCGCUCAGUGUCCACACCGUGGGUUUGGGGUUCACAACUGUGGUCACCAUGAAGAUGCUGGCGUUGUCUGUUCAGGGCCGUUCCAGGUCAAACUGACUAAUGGACAGGACAGCUGCUCUGGAAGAGUAGAGGUCUAUCACGAUGGCCAGUGGGGCACUGUGUGCGAUGACUUAUGGGACAUGAAUGAUGCUCAGGUGGUGUGCAGUCAGCUGGGCUGUGGGAAGGCUUUAUCAGCCCCAUAUGCUGCCUACUUCGGACAGGGGACUGGACCCAUCUGGAUGGAUGAUGUUGGCUGUUCAGGCAACGAGUCCUCUCUCGCUCAAUGUCCACACCGUGGGUUUGGGGUUCACAACUGUGGUCACCAUGAAGAUGCUGGCGUUGUCUGUUCAGGUCUUCCAAACUACCUGACCCCACAGCUCGAGUGUGGGCAGAGCUUCAUAGAAGUGACCAUCUACAGGCAGCCCCUGGAGACCAGUGGCUGGAAUGCCUCAUCUGCACACCUGGCUGAUCCCGAGUGUGGGCCAGAGAAGAAGGGCAGUGUCACCGUGUGGUUUCAGAUGAAACGCAAAGAGGGCAGCUGUGGAACCAUGCUGAGGACCAAUAGUACUCAUGCUGUUUACGCCAACAGUCUGUUUAUUUACCCCUUGAGGGGUUGGAACUCUUCCUCCCUUCCCAUGAGCUUCCCAUUCUCCUGCAUCUUCCCCUUGGAUGUCCAGGCCAGUCUGGACGUGGCUAUUGAACCUUAUAUAAUGGAGAACAUGGGAAUCCAGAGAACAGGGCCGAGGGCUAAUGCCACCAUGGUUCUGUACCGUACAGCCAACUUCACUGACCCCUACUCCCCGGGCUUGGUUGUGCUGCCCCUGGGCUCCGCUCUGUAUGUCGGUGUGUCUGUGAAAGAGCUGGAUACUGACAGAUUUGUGGUCGUUUUGGAGGACUGCUACGCCACGCCCUCAGCCAGUCCUGAUGACCCAGUGCGGUACUUCCUGAUUCAGAACAGGUGCCCCAGCGACCGUCAAGCGGUAACCAUAGUGGAGAGCGGGGUGUCCCUCCAGGCUCGUUUCUCGGCGCUGCUCUUUAUGUUCCAGGAACCCAACAUCUACCUGCACUGCAGCCUCACUGAGUGUGACCAGAGAGAGUCCAGCUGUGCCCAGUUCUGCUCUUCAAGGGGAAAGCGGUCCAUCUCCCAGGGACAGUUGCUCUCUAUCGGGCCCAUUUCAUGUAAGGUUCAAAGUUCUGCUGACCACUACAAAGUACUAGUUACACUUAGUUGCAAAAAUACUUCAGCUACAUUGAGUGAGAGAAGCUAUCAAGAAUUCUGAGAUGAUGCAGAUGUCACUAAUCGUUAACAAUUUCCAUCACCAUGAUCUGUUAUAAUAAUUUAUACACGUAUUUACUGGUGCCCAAGGUGGACCAGGGUUCAUGAAUGAACUAAAGUGUAGCUGCCAAAUAUAUUCAGCACUUACAGUCUGCAUGUUUCUUCA
This is a messenger RNA of Scleropages formosus (Asian bonytongue), 3519 nucleotides long. Its product is annotated as uromodulin-like. Gene Ontology annotation, molecular function: calcium ion binding. The record is from RefSeq and is a predicted model, not a curated record. The transcript is spliced from 12 exons. Gene Ontology annotation, biological process: cell-cell junction maintenance. Gene Ontology annotation, cellular component: membrane. NCBI's taxonomy places the organism in Eukaryota, Metazoa, Chordata, Actinopteri, Osteoglossiformes, Osteoglossidae. Bases 529 to 3357 code for a protein of 942 amino acids.